Molecule: messenger RNA, 840 nt
Organism: Cladocopium goreaui
Lineage: Eukaryota; Dinophyceae; Suessiales; Symbiodiniaceae
Source: the annotation of a GenBank genome assembly
AUGCAGCCCUGCGCGCGCACAAGUUUCGGGCUUUUGGGACCUGCUGCGCCUGCUGCGCCUGCGCUGUGUGCGAAGAAAGGUCCGAGACAAGGUUGGGCCGAAAUUGGCGGCAAAACUGCAGUUCAGGCGUCUGGCUGCCCGGGCGUUUUGCAUCCCAACGAAGCGGUGGCAAUGCCGCUGCAAGCGCUUGUUCAGAUUAUACUUCCAGCUCCAGAUGACGAGAUGGAGGAGCUCGCUGCCACUUUGAAUAGUUGGCCGGACGACGUCACACCAGAGUGGCCUGAAAUCCAAAAACAACUGGAGGAUGUGAAGCAGAAACAUCAACGGCCAGACUACGUCUUCAGGUAUCUCUUGCCAAACGAUGAUGAAAAAAAACUCUAUGAUUUGAAUGAUGAAAUCAACUUUGACGAUUUGGUUCGCACCUAUGACGAGAACAAGAAACCGGACUGGGAGCCUCCUUUGGUUCUGCCUUUGGUUCUUGCCGCUCCAUCUCAAACGACCUGGGAUCCUGCAGAGGAGUUGCCAGAGAUGCAGUUGACGGUCAGGAAUACCUUCCUAGAGUUUGGCCAAGCGCAGAGACUGCAGGAUAUUCUUAAAAAGAAUGUCACUUCGCAUAUUUGAGGCGACUGGUUGGCUUGUUUUGAAAAAACUCCAGCCUCACCAAAUGGUGACCCUAGCGGCUUUUUGCACAUAGAAAUCCAACUGCACAUUCAAAGGCAGUGGCUGGGUAGGGUAGAUGAUAGAUCUGCGUUGCCCAGAAAAGAAGGGAGCGCCAAACUGUUGCCUUGACAUCAAGAGUGGGAUGCGUGCAUACAGAUGGUCCAUGUUGGGUAAGUCUUC